Messenger RNA from Rhodamnia argentea, 2649 nucleotides. RefSeq names its product condensin-2 complex subunit H2. The transcript has 11 exons. Lineage: Eukaryota; Viridiplantae; Streptophyta; Magnoliopsida; Myrtales; Myrtaceae. Gene Ontology annotation, biological process: mitotic sister chromatid separation; meiotic chromosome condensation. The record is from RefSeq and is a predicted model, not a curated record. Gene Ontology annotation, cellular component: nucleus; condensin complex. The coding region runs from base 275 to 2314 and encodes 679 amino acids. Gene Ontology annotation, molecular function: chromatin binding.
CCCUGUCUCUCUGUCUCCCUGUCUCUCUCUCUCUCCUUCCCGGUGCUUGUUUGGGUAAGACACUGCCGUGCGCCGGCGACACGUUCGCCGUUGCCGGUCGGCGACCUAACUCUUGCCCUCGAGCUGUCUCAACUUCUGUCUUUUGAAAAACCUCGACUUUCCCCAAACCCACUUUCCAUCGAUCCGUUUAUCCUUCCAUUUUGCAGUAACUCUAGGGUUUUACAGAGCCAAGCAACCGCCGGAAUGAACCCCCCUCCUCACUCGUCGUCGCGACAUGACUAGCCUCCGCGACGAGCCGGCCUCCAGCAGUGCCCCCGAGGGCUUCCACAGAGUCCACGCGGAGCGCGACCCCGAAUCCAACUGGGCCGUCGAUCUCGACCGGUUGCUCGAAGAGUACUUGGCCAAGAUCUGUGCCGGCGAGAUACCUGACGACGAGGACGGUAGCAUUCGCGUGAAUUUCGCUGAAGCUGCUUUGCUGCUUCAGGGUUCGGCCCAGGUGUACAGCCGGAAGGUGGAAUAUCUGUAUUCGUUGGUUUUGCACGCUUUGGAGUUCAUUUCUCAACAGCGGCCGCCAAAUCAGGAUGAAAGCACAUUAGUCCAACCCGAAGAAAGUGAUUUAGGUGUGGUUCUAGAUGAAGAUGAAGACCCUUUUUGGAUCUCAGAUGAUGUGCCAGUGGACCCAAAGAAUUCCCUGGAUAGUUCAUUAGAGAAAGAUACUCCUCCAAAUUACCUUGUGAAGCCUCCUGCCAGUCUAGUUGUACUGGAAGGUGAUUGGUUAGAUGCUUCUGAUGCAGCUGGAGAAUUGGAGUCGUAUCUGUUGGCCAGCAGUGAACUUUUCCGGGACUUUAUUCUCCUAGAUCCAUGUGAUGCCAUCACAGUUAAUACCUUCUUAAAGGAAGAUGUAGUUGGCAAUGGGAAGAGGCAAAAAAUCAGGGUCAACUCAACUCGCAAGAGCUUUCAAUCCCCAACAGGCCGCUCUGGGGGUGGUGCACAUAGGUCAUCUGCUGGAAAGAGCCAGAACAAUUUGGACCCAUCUCCUCCUAUUGGUUGCAAAAUCGGAGUUAGUAGUAGUGACUUUAGAAACUCCCAAAAUGAGUUUGGCAUGAAUAACGAUGAUGCGGGACCUGCAGACUUCGGUUAUGAAGAUAACGAUGACAACAAUGACGAUGAUGACCCAUGGAAGGCUCUAAAUCCCCAUGAACCUGGGAGUCUGAAAGUGAAACGUUUCAAAAGAGUAAAAGCCUGCAGAAAUCCUUCCAUUAGUUCUACAAGGAAAAUUUCUCUAGUUGAUGAAUUCCCUCUUGCAAAAAGACAUGGCACUAUUAGUCCAGAAUUCACAUAUGUGUGGGAAAAUCAAAACACCCAUGAAAGACAGCAGGGGACCCAAUCCCCACCAUUGUUUGAAAAGCUAAGACAGUCGCUGAUAGAUGGAAUUUGUGGAACUUCAAAUGUUUUUGGUAGUUUUGAGGACAUGAACGAAGAUCAGGGACAUGAUGAUGGAGUUCCUGAUUUUGAUGAAGUUGAUGCAGACAUGCCAGAGAAUGUGCAUAUGGGUGAAAUGAAUGAAGAUGCACCUUUCCCUGAUAAGCAUAAUGAUGAUGUUCAUUUGGAGACUGAUGAGGCUUUUGGAGAUGAAGUUGCGGAGUCCAAUGCAAAUUUAGAAGACCUCUGUCGUUCUCACCUAGAUGCUCUCCUUACAAGUAUAGCUGAAAGUGAGAAACAGACUGCAUUGGCUGCCCGAGUUUCUACAUGGAAACAAAAGAUUGAGCACAACUUGGAAGAGCAAGAUUCACGCCCUCCGUUCGACAUUCAUGAAUACAGUGAAAAAAUCCUCGUCAAACUUUCUGUAGAAGCAGAUCAGCGAAAUGCCAUGUCCUUUGCUGAUAUCGUGCGGGGCCAAGAGAAGCAUGAUGUCGCUCGAACCUUCUCUUCGCUUCUUCAAUUGGUAAACAAUGGAGAUGUUGAUUUGGAGAGGAGUGACGUCAGUGAAUCUGCCUGUUACACUGUGGUGAAUCCUUUCUACGUUCGACUAAUUGGCAAUAAGACAAGAGUGAGGGAAAUACAUAUCAAGAAGAGGAUGAGAUCUCCCAUAAAACAAGCUCGAAAAGGCGGCGGGAACAAGCCGAUCGUAGAGAGGGAGAAGUCUCCUGCCAAUUCUCUUUCAAAGCCUAGGUCGAGGGUACUAUCAUCGCAACCUCAUUCUAAGUUCCCUAAUAAGGUUGUGAAAGUAGGCAGUGCGAGGUGCACUCCCGACAGCAAAAGGAGAAGGAGAUCACGAUUCGUAGAGCCCGUUGAUUUACACCCUGCCAGUUGACAUGAACCUCAUGUUGUGCCACGGGUACGUAUCCUUUUUUUUCUCCUGGACAAUCGGGGCAAGUGGCUGUACAGCUCGAGAGCAAAUAAGAUUGGGACAUCAUCCUUUGCAGUUCGAUCAUCUUAACAGAAACGUAGGCAUCGGGAAAUUUACGGUACCGUGUAAUUUAUUAUUGAGCCAGUGUAAUUGGUCGACGACAAGCAUUGUAACAUAGAUAGCAAUGUGACUAGUGUUGUUUUCCUUCCCCACCAAAGAAAUGUGAUUGUCUGAAUCACAGCUUUAUCGGGGCCAUGUAACACAUUAUUUUUUGUAAAGCUUUCUAUUCUUUUUUCUAA